This is a messenger RNA of Hevea brasiliensis (rubber tree), 2205 nucleotides long. Its product is annotated as protein LYK5. The coding region runs from base 138 to 2054 and encodes 638 amino acids. NCBI's taxonomy places the organism in Eukaryota, Viridiplantae, Streptophyta, Magnoliopsida, Malpighiales, Euphorbiaceae. The record is from RefSeq and is a predicted model, not a curated record. The transcript has a single exon. Gene Ontology annotation, biological process: protein phosphorylation. Gene Ontology annotation, molecular function: ATP binding; protein kinase activity.
UUUGGAUUGGAAAACUAGCUCUCUUCAGAUUGUAGACUUGGUAUUUAAAGAAAAAUGAUGCAGUUUAAAUGGCAGGGCAAAUAAGCCAUAUCACUCUUCACUGCUAUCAACCUCCUAUGCUAAUUCAGUACCAUUGAAUGGCGAUCGCCAUGAGAGUGUGUAUACCCUUUGAGAUUUGUCCUCCCUGGAUGGCUUGCAAAUCAUUUUCUAUCCUGCUUUUGCUUCUUCAGUCAAUUUUGCAGUUUGGUGUUUUGAAAGCUCAACAAGCAUAUGUGGACAACCAUCAACUGGACUGUAACAAUUGGACUCCUAGCACCAAAGGCUAUUUGUGUAAUGGCGUACAAUCAUCCUGCCAAUCAUACAUCACUUUCCGAUCAAACCCUCCUUAUAACUCUCCUGCCAAUAUCGGCUAUCUGCUGGGCACUCAAGAGGAAGCAACCCGCAUUGCCUCCAUGAACAAGAUCCCUUCCGAUGUGGCCACAAUACCUGCCCACAAGCAAGUGGUAGUCCCUGUCAAUUGCUCUUGUCAUAAACGCCUUUAUUACCAGCACAAUGCCUCUUACAGGCUCAAAUAUAAGAAUGAGACCUAUUUUACCUUGGCCAAUGAUACUUACCAGGGCCUUAGCACCUGCCAGGCCUUGAUGGAGCAAAACCCUUAUGAUCUGCAUAGUUUGUAUGUGGGCUUGGAUCUCCAUGUCCCUUUGAGAUGUGCUUGCCCUACGUCUAACCAGACUGCUUUUGGUGCCAAGUACAUGCUCACCUACAUGGUCACUUGGGGCGACACCGUUUCUGAGAUUGCCCAAUUGUUCAAUGUUAGUGUACAAAGUGUACUUGAUGCAAACGAGUUACUGGAAGAUGACGUGAUUUGGCCAUUUACGCCAAUUCUAGUUCCCAUCUCAAGUGAACCCUCAAUGAUCGCAUCACCCCCAUAUUCUCCACCUCCAACACCAGUGGACGUCGUCCCUGUCUCAAAAUCCAACUCUUUCCGAAAGUGGGUUUAUGUGGCUGUUGGCAUUGGAGGUGGUUUGCUUAUCCUCGUUACGUUCUCUGGUCUUUCAUAUUGGUAUUUUCGUACUCCUCCUCCGUCUCAUCAGAAACCUCAGGAGGCCAAUGUAUCCAAAAUUAAUGAUCUCCCUUUUCCUUAUGAGGGAAUUCAAUAUUCAAUUGAGUCUUUGAUCAUCUACAAAUUUGAGGAUAUCCAAACUGCCACGGGCUAUUUCAAUGAAGAUAACAAAAUUAAAGGUUCUGUUUACAAGGGAUCCUUUAGGGGCGAUCAUGCUGCUGUGAAGGUGAUGAAAGGAGACGUUUCCAGCGAGAUCAACAUACUUAAAAAGAUAAAUCACUCCAACAUUGCCAGGCUCUCUGGUUUCUGUGUGCACAACGGCAACACCUACCUUGUUUACGAGUAUGUCGAGAACGGCUCGUUGGAGGAUUGGCUCCACUCUGGUAAGAAUGAUCAAACUUCUUGCAAUUUAUCAUGGAAGCAAAGACUUCAGAUUGCCUACAAUAUAGCUGAUGCCUUCAAUUACCUUCAUAACUACACCACUCCUCCCUUUGUUCAUAAAAACUUGAAUACCAGUAACGUUCUCUUACAUGGCGACUUUAGAGCCAAGAUUGUCAAUUUCGGGCUUGCAAGAAAGCUAGCCAACGAUGAACAAGGUGCCACCCAGUUGACAAGACAUGUGGUUGGCACCCAUGGCUACAUGGCUCCGGAGUACCUUGAAAAUGGAUUGAUAACCCCAAAAUUAGAUGUAUUUGCAUAUGGGGUUGUGAUACUGGAGCUCUUAUCUGGGAAAGAGGCUGUUAUAAGUGAUUCAAAUGGGGAAGAAAAUAUGCUUUUUGCAUUGAUAAGGGAGGUGCUUCAAGAAGACAACGUGGGAGAGAAACUCCAUGCCUUCAUCGAUCCUUGUGUAAGAGAUGAGUUACCCCUGCACUUGGCUUUUUCCAUGGCCCAACUGGCUAAAAGUUGUGUUGCUCAUGAUCCGAACGCUCGCCCCUCUUUUCUUCAACUCUUCAUGACCUUAUCAAAAAUUGUAUCUUCGUCGCUGAAUUAGGAUCCACCAGCAGGCGUGCCGUGAUUGUCCCACCAUCUCGUGGCAACAGCUAAAGUAACAAAUAAUGAUAAUGUCUUAAUAAUUUUUAUAACUUAUUGUCUUAUCCUUUCAAAUUUUCAUGAACUUAACGAUGAAGGUGAGUUUACGAGGA